Molecule: messenger RNA, 1179 nt
Organism: Lipotes vexillifer (Yangtze River dolphin)
Lineage: Eukaryota; Metazoa; Chordata; Mammalia; Artiodactyla; Lipotidae
Gene: CATSPERQ
Product: catsper channel auxiliary subunit theta
Exons: 9
Coding region: 1-1179 (392 amino acids)
Source: RefSeq, a predicted model, not a curated record
AUGCCUUGCCUGCUCAAUCCUGGGCUCAAAUCUUGGACUGAGUGUACGAGUGUGGCUGUGAGCAGUGGGCAGUGGCAACAGACGAGCCGCACAGCUGACGGUCUGUACCCGACCCAGGCCCCCAAGGGCCGGGUCAGCGGCCUGCCUACGACCUCCGGCAGCAAGCCCUUCCAGCUCUGGGCCCAAGGGCUCUUCUGCACCGAGCGCAACCUGGCCAGGCGCCUCAAGAACAACAGUUUCUACCCGUUCACGCAGCAGCAGCCCAACGUCUUCGUGCUCGAGUACUACCUGGACACGCUGUGGAAGGGGACGCUGCUCUUCAUCGUCUGCGUCUUCCUCGUCAGCUUCGGGCUUGUGAGCGAGGUGCAGAGGCAGGAGACUUGGGGCUUCCCUGCCUGCGGCGUGGCCGCGGGCCUGUGGCUCAUGAUCUCGUCGCUGCCGCGGCGCCGCCUGGUGCUGAACCACGUGCGCGGCGUGUACCACUUCUCCAUCCAGGGCCGCACCGUGUGUCAGGGCCCCGUGCACCUGGUCUACGUGCGCAUGGCGCUCAGCUCCGAUGCCUACGGAAGGUGCUUCUUCCAGCUGGUUCUGUGCGGCCACAAGCUGGAGCCGCUGGUGCUGGUGCAGCUGUCGGAGCGCUACGAGCAAAUGGAAUACCUCGGCCGUCAUAUUGCCCGGAAGCUCAACAUUAACUACUUUGACUGCCGGGCCACGUCGUACCGGCACGUGGUCCGCCACUGGCCGCCGGGGGCCGCCUUCAGCCCGGGCAUCCUGCUGCACAAGACCGCCUGCAGCCCCUUCCCCCUGCUCCCCCCAAGAGCCCUGGCUGACGCGUCCAUCGCCCAUCGGCCGCACCCACCCCCCACCCCAGCCCUCGCCGAGGCGUCGCCGCACCGCUGCAUCAGGCCUGAACUCCUGGUGGCCUCGAUAUCCCCUGACCUCAUCCUCUGCCUCAACGACGCCCUGGACCCUGUCACCUCCAGCUCUACCCUGAACGAGUGCGAGCGCGAGGGCGGCCUAAAUGAUCCCCUUGGGAGCGCCCGGCCCAUAGGACACAUGUGUCGGUGCUCUGACGCCCGGUCGCUCAAGAGUGUUGGGAGCCUCGGGGACGGGGAAAUUGACAGACAGGCAGGGUCUGGGACAGCGAGCCAGGAAUGGAAGAAUCGAGAAGCUGGAUGA